Messenger RNA from Glycine soja, 706 nucleotides. RefSeq names its product thioredoxin H-type 1-like. Lineage: Eukaryota; Viridiplantae; Streptophyta; Magnoliopsida; Fabales; Fabaceae. The transcript is spliced from 3 exons. The record is from RefSeq and is a predicted model, not a curated record. The coding region runs from base 137 to 490 and encodes 117 amino acids.
AGGCGCAUUUUAGUAACAGUCCACAACACCACGUACUAUAUAUAUACGCGCAGGGGGGCAUUCUCUUUGGCGUGCAGUUCAAAGCGAAAAGAGAUUCGAAUCCAAGGAAGGGAAAGGAAAGUAAGAGAAGAGAAGAAUGGCCGAAGAGGGACAAGUGAUUGGUGUCCACAGCGUGGAGGAGUGGGAGGAACAUCUCAAGAAGGGACAAGAGUCCAAGAAAUUGAUUGUGGUGGAUUUUACUGCUUCUUGGUGCGGCCCAUGCCGUUUCAUUGCCCCAAUUCUUGCGGAUAUGGCUAAAAAGUUGCCGAAUGUCACCUUCCUCAAGGUGGAUGUAGAUGAAUUGGCGACUGUUUCCAGGGAGUGGGAAGUUGAGGCUAUGCCAACCUUCCUAUUCUUGAAAGAAGGCAAGCUGGUGAAGAAGCUUGUGGGUGCCAGGAAAGAGGAGCUGCAAGACAUAAUAGUCAAACUUGCUGCAAUUGAUGCUGCCUGAAGUGCCAUAUGAAUAUGUUGAGAAUAAUUGACUAUUGUCUUCGAGUCGGUUUGCUUUUAUAACUAUUAUUGAGUCUGUUUGAAUGAUUUCAGAAUGGAUUUGGAGUUUGUAAAACAUGGACGGGUUAUGUGUAUAAAUGAAAUUGUUGUACUAUCGUACUUGAAACAUUUCUGCUGAUGAAACUAGCCAAAAAGAUUAGUCAGUGCCUUAUGUUUA